Torulaspora delbrueckii is the source of this 372-nucleotide messenger RNA. Its product is annotated as endosulfine family protein. The coding region runs from base 1 to 372 and encodes 123 amino acids. Gene Ontology annotation, molecular function: protein phosphatase inhibitor activity. Gene Ontology annotation, cellular component: cytoplasm. NCBI's taxonomy places the organism in Eukaryota, Fungi, Ascomycota, Saccharomycetes, Saccharomycetales, Saccharomycetaceae. The record is from RefSeq and is a predicted model, not a curated record. The transcript has a single exon.
AUGGGUGAUAUAUCUCCAACGAAUAGUACAGUGGAUUUGACAAAGGCUCGCCAGGAGCAGAACGUUGAUCUGUCGAAACUGACUCCCCAAGAAUUAAAACUUUACAAGAUGUACGGAAAAUUACCGUCAAAGAAGGAUCUGUUUAAGCAUAAGAUGCAAGAACGUAGGUAUUUUGACAGUGGUGAUUAUGCGCUGAGCAAAGCUGGAGUAAUUCAAUCUGAAGGGGCAAGCCACAACAAUCUGCCGGUGACGAACCCCAGUGGAUUAAGAGAGUCGAUAAUACGGAGGAGAAUGAGUAGUAGUGCUGGAGAUUCUGUUUCGAGGCAGGGGAGUAUCUCGAGCGGUCCACCACCAAGGUCUCCGAACAAAUAG